CUGUUGUACUCCAGUAGCUCUCAGCAUCUGUGUGGGCGGGGCGUAUUUACGCUCGCGGCGGCGACGUCACUCGAGCGAUGACGUCACAGCGCUUACGUAGAGACAGUCUCCGUGCCUUGACGCCAUGAAUCGCAGGUGUGGACCACGUCUCGACAUCAGGGUGUGAAGACAGACGCUCGGGAGGUUUGAGGGACGUUGGUUUGUUUAUUCUCACCUGUGGUCGAGUGUAAUUCCAGCAGCAUGUCCGUCUCCAGCACACCCACCAGUAAUGAUGCCUGUCUGAGCAUCGUCCACAGUCUCAUGUGCCAUCGACAGGGAGGAGAGAGCGAGUCUUUCUCCAAACGAGCGAUAGAGAGCUUGGUGAAGAAGCUGAAAGAGAAGAAGGAUGAGUUAGACUCUCUGAUCACUGCCAUCACUACAAACGGAGCUCAUCCCAGUAAAUGUGUGACUAUACAACGCACACUAGACGGUAGACUGCAGGUGGCCGGUCGUAAAGGAUUUCCUCAUGUCAUAUACGCACGGCUGUGGCGAUGGCCGGACCUGCACAAGAACGAGCUGAAACACGUGAAAUACUGCCAGUUUGCCUUUGACCUGAAAUGUGACAACGUGUGUGUGAACCCAUACCACUACGAGAGGGUCGUGUCUCCAAGCAUCGAUCUGUCUGUUCUGACUCUGGGCGGCCCAGGUCCGAGUGUAGAUCCCCUGGUGAAGGAUGAGUUUGAUGCUCAGCCGUCUCAUUCUGCUGCUGAUGGAGGUCACAGUAUUCAAACCAUUCAGCACACUGCCUCUUCCUCCGCCCCGCCCGAUGCUUUCAGCCCCGCCCUCCUGCCGCCAGCUGACUCCGCAAGCUCCGCCUCCACUUCCGUAUUCACCAGUAUGGCUGCCGGGCCGACCAGUAAGCCAGUAUUUCAUGCUUUUGUACAACCAGGAACCAGCAUCUUCUGUUUACAAGUCAUGCACCACUUCAUACAUCUUAUAGCUAUAAAUAAACAUGUUCCUGGUAAUAUGAGUGUAUUAUAUCCACGUUUUCCUCCAUUAGAUGCCCCCAGCUCAUGGCCCAGAGGAAGCAGUUUUCCUCCCAGCAUCCCUCAUCAGAACGGCCACCUGCAGCACCACCCUCCUCUUCCUCCCACGGGCCAGUACUGGUCAGUCCAUAAUGAGCUGGCAUUCCAGCCGCCCAUAUCCACCCAUCCAGCUCCAGAUUACUGGUGCUCGAUUGCGUACUUUGAGAUGGACAUUCAGGUGGGCGAGACGUUUAAGGUGCCGUCUAACUGUCCCGUCGUAACGGUGGACGGUUAUGUUGACCCAUCGGGUGGAGAUCGCUUCUGCCUCGGCCAGCUGAGUAACGUACAUCGCACAGAGGCCAUCGAAAGAGCCAGGCUUCACAUCGGUAAAGGUGUUCAGCUGGAGUGUAAAGGCGAGGGGGACGUGUGGGUGCGCUGUCUCAGUGACCACGCUGUGUUUGUCCAGAGCUAUUAUCUGGACCGUGAGGCUGGACGAGCUCCGGGUGACGCCGUCCACAAGAUUUACCCCAGUGCCUACAUCAAGGUGUUUGAUCUGCGUCAGUGUCAUCGGCAGAUGCAGCAGCAGGCAGCGACGGCUCAGGCUGCAGCGGCUGCGCAGGCGGCUGCGGUGGCGGGAAACAUCCCAGGCCCGGGUUCGGUGGGAGGCAUCGCCCCUGCUAUCAGUCUGUCUGCCGCGGCAGGCAUCGGCGUGGACGACCUGCGGCGUCUCUGCAUUCUGCGCAUGAGUUUCGUGAAGGGCUGGGGUCCCGAUUACCCUCGCCAGAGCAUCAAGGAGACCCCGUGCUGGAUCGAAAUUCAUUUGCACCGUGCCCUGCAGCUCUUGGACGAGGUUCUGCACACCAUGCCUAUAGCCGACCCGCAACCUCUGGACUGAUGCUCGAACAUUUAACCUUCAACCUUAUUACAGUGCAUAUAGCUCAAAAUGACUCAGCUGACCUUUGACCUUAGCCACGAACGUCAGCAGAGUCUUCACCGAUUUGUUACGCCAAAACAUUGAAAACCAGCAAUACUACAAAACAACACUAACUCUGAUCGAUCCAACAGGACUGUUCAUCAAAACGCAGUAAAAUCACCCUUUUUUUGAGACCUUCACUUUUGAAUUUCAAACAGGAAAUGGUUGGAGUGGAGAUGUGUAGAGACUUCAUAUUGCAUUUAAUCCAGAGUCAGUGGCCACAUACACACUGCAGUGAAAAACAGUUUGAUGUUCUGUGCACACGAUCAUUCACACAACAAAGAUGAACCUUUUGCAAAUCGUCUGAAAAAGUUAAAUGCAAUAGUUUUAUGACUAAUUUGAAUGUAUCUUUCAUUGUGGUUCGUAAAACCAUUUUCUUGUAAAUUAUGGCAUUAAAUUUAAAGGUUUUAUGAACUCUGUAGACAAAAAUUCCAUAUUACGUAAAUUGUUGCAUUCAUUAACGAUUAUGUAAAAAAAUUAUGUAAAUAAUUGCAUUAAAUUGAAUGCAGGUAAUUUAGGUAACAAUGGUUUUUUGGCCUCUGGAUUAUGUAAUUUGCAUCGAUUUGAACGCAACAAUUUACGCGAUCCAGAAAUUGCAAAACCAUUCUUUUUGAACACUACUGUUCAAAAGAUUUGUUUCUUGAACAGCAAAUCAGCAUACAAGAAUGAUUUCUGAUUUCUUUUACAUCACUGGAAUAAAUUACAUUUUAAAAUAUAUUACAAUAGAAAACUGUUAUUUAAAAUUGUAAAAAAUUUCAGAAUAAUACUGUUUUUUUGUUGUUGUUUUUUUUACUGUAUUUUGGAUCAAAUAAAUACUACCUACAUAAGCACAUAAGACUUCUUUCAAAAAACAUAAAAACAUUUUACUGAUCUAAAACUUGAAUGGUAGUGUAAAUUAAUUAUUUAAUUUAAUGCAACAAUUUACAUCAUUUUAUGAAACCGAAACCACCACAAAACAAGCUAAAUAUUUACACAAAUGAAAUAUUAAUAUAAUUUGCAUUGAUUUGAAUGCAGCAGUUCAUGUAAAUAUGGUUUCACAAACUAAAACUUUACACAGAAAUUUGUUCAGCUAUAUAUAUAUAUCAGAAAUGAUAUUUUAUGAACAUAUAGCGCCUAAAUUUUGUUGGGCUUGUUUUUGAUGAACAAGGCAUAUAGGACAGUAACUUAUGGGGUUCACUUCUGCAAGAAAACACUAUUGUCACUUCCAAAUCGUUGCAAUGAGUAUGUGGCCAGAAUAUUGUCCUUUGUGUGUGUUCACUUUUUAAAUGUUUUUAUUUUGCAUUUUUUAUAACUUUAAUGCUAACUCGUUUAUAUCAAGCACUUGAUUACUUUAUCACCUGUAAAGAUUUCCCCUAAACUUUCCCUGGAAGAGCUUUGUCUGAGUGCAGUCAGAAUGAAAACAGACUCAUCCUGCAUCCAGACAUCUGUUUUAGACUAUUAGAAGACAUGAGCUAUGAUUUCUUGGAGAUGGAGCCAAAUGCAUUUAGUCUUUGAUAUAAAAUGUUCCCUCCGUUUAGCCCAGGUGGAUUAGAUACGGUUAAUACUGAUUAUUUCAUUGUACUAACCAGAUUUGUCCUCUCAGUGGAUGUGCAUUUUUGUAUUAUUAUUUUUUAGUGAUGCAUGUUCAUGUUGGCAUGGAAAUGGAGCAACCUGUGAUAAAGAGUUGGCUGGCGACAGUAUUGAAUAUGAAGGUGUGUUCAGAAUGGCAUGCUAUUUUUGCAGCAUGCGGUAUAUUGUUCAUAGUACAUACAUGAGCCAUUCUUGACUCAGUAUUUGAUCACAGUGUCAAAAAUUUUAGAUAUUACAUAAAAAUUAGAUUGCAAAUACAAAAUAAGUGCACUCAUUUCCACUGAUAACUGGAUGCUGCUUGAAUUAAACAUGCAACUCGGCACAAGGUGACAAUAAUAAAAUAAACUACUGUUUGAAAUGUUUAGCAUUGUAUGUUACAAACUAUUUAAAAACCGGUAUGCAGUACUGCGUAGUACACUAGUAUUUCAUUCUGAACACAGCCUGUGUGUCAACCAGAGAGACAGCUGAAUUUGUGUGUGUGUGUGUGUGUGAACGAGUGACUUGUUGAGCAGGUUGUGCAGGCUGAUGGAGAUUUUCCAGUGUUUCUUCACUUAUAAGUGCUUUUCUGUUCAUGCUCAUCAACAUAAUGACUUUAUCUGAUCAACAGAGGACUGACUGAAACAUACUAUUACAGUACUGUAGAUAUGAGAAUACAGUAAUUCUAUUUCAUGGAUUUCAUUCAUUAAUGUUAUUUAACAAUGCAGCUGUUCUUUCUGAAACUAUUAAAUGUGACGGACUCUUUUGUAUUUUUUUUUAAUGUUUGGUCAUUAUAUAAAAUUGCAUCAGUGUUUUUUGUGUAAAAAUCGGAGGAUUGCAUUGAAAUCAAUAUAAUUUAUGACUGAUGAAAAUGUGGUUACUAUGGCAGUUUUUC
Molecule: messenger RNA, 4417 nt
Organism: Onychostoma macrolepis
Lineage: Eukaryota; Metazoa; Chordata; Actinopteri; Cypriniformes; Cyprinidae
Gene: smad4b
Product: SMAD family member 4b
Exons: 10
Coding region: 241-1899 (552 amino acids)
Biological process (GO): cell differentiation; SMAD protein signal transduction; regulation of transcription by RNA polymerase II
Cellular component (GO): heteromeric SMAD protein complex
Molecular function (GO): DNA-binding transcription factor activity, RNA polymerase II-specific; RNA polymerase II cis-regulatory region sequence-specific DNA binding; I-SMAD binding
Source: RefSeq, a predicted model, not a curated record